GACAUAUACAUUUACUCCUAUCAAUUUCUAUCACAAAUCAGAGCCAAAAAAUCUCAUUAAUCCUCAAACCCUGCAAAAUCAUACAAUGAUGAAAUCCAAUAUUCAACAAAUUCUUGAAAACCAAGUAAAACCCACCAUUUUGCAACCAUCAAUACUACUACCAAUCCUUCUCUUCUUGUUCUUCCUCUAUAAAUGGCAUCAACUAACACCCAGGAAAAACCUGCCUCCUUCUCCACCAAAACUACCAAUUCUAGGAAAUAUACAUCAGCUAGGAAGUCAUCCUUAUCGAUCACUAAAGUCAUUGUCCGAUAAAUAUGGAGAACUGAUGAUGAUUCAGCUCGGCAGUGUGCCUACGCUUGUAGUGUCCUCUGCAAGAGCAGCAAGAGAAAUAAUGGUAACCCAUGAUGUAAUAUUUGCCAAUAGACCCAUGUCAAAGAAAGGCCAAACACUUCUAUACCAUUACAAGGAUGUUGUAGGAGCACCUUAUGGUGAGUAUUGGAGGCAAAUGAAGAGUAUAUGUGUACUUAAUCUGUUAAGUAACAAAAGGGUUCGAUCAUUUCGUAGUGUACGAGAAGAAGAAACCGAUAAUUUAAUCAAAAAAAUAAGACAAGCAAAAUCUUUACCAGUUAAUUUGAGUAAGAUGUUCAUAGAAUUUAGUAAUGAUACUAUAUGUAGAGUGGCUUUUGGAAGAACGUAUAGUGGGGAAAAUGAAGGGAUAAACUUUAAUGAGGUAAUGAAAGAGUUUAAUAAGGUUCUUGCUGAAUUUAAUGUUGGGGAUUUGAUUCCUUGGCUUGGUUGGAUUGAUCGCAUUAAUGGGAGGGAUGCAAAGAUCGAUAAGAUUGCUCAAGUGUUCGAUGAGUUCCUUGAAAGGGUGGUUCGAGAACAUGAGGAUCGUUUGGUCGAACGCAGGAAAAAUAAGGACAGUGAUUCUUGUGAGCAAGUGAAGGAUAUUGUGGAUGUUUUGCUUGAUAUUCAAGAGAAUCAGACACUUCAAUUUCCAAUUGAUAGAGACUGUAUCAAGGCUCUCAUCCUGGAUAUGUUUUCUGCUGGGACUGAUACAACUUCCACCUUGUUAGCAUGGACAAUGUCAGAACUAUUAAGACAUACCAAAGUUAUGAAAACAUUGCAAAUGGAAGUUAGAGGAAUCAAAGGAGAAGAAGGCGAUAUAAAAGAAGAGAAUUUGGAACAGAUGAAGUAUUUGAAAGCGGUGAUCAAGGAGACUCUCCGACUACACCUUCCAGUCCCGUUGUUAAUACCCCGACAAUCAACACAAGACACUAAAAUCUACGGUUAUGACAUUCCUGCAAAAGCAGGAGUGAUCGUCAAUUGCUGGGCAAUACAUAGAAAUCCGGCUUAUUGGGACGAACCUGAGAAGUUUAAUCCCGAAAGAUUCAUGAAUUCUACAGUAGACUUCAGAGGGCAGGAUUUCGAAUUUAUACCAUUCGGAGCAGGUAGGAGGAUGUGCCCAGGAAUAUCGUUUGCCAUGGCGAGCAGUCAGUUGGUAUUAGCAAAUAUUCUGCACAAGUUUGAUUGGGAAUUGCCUGAUGGAUUAUGUGGUGAGACCUUGGAAAUGAGUGAGAGCUUUGGGAUAAAUAUGCAUAGAAACACUCCUCUUUUCGCGGUUGCCAGGGCUCAUAUAUGAUGUUUUGAAACUCUGUUACUUGUCACCAUGAGUUACAGGCACGCCCCACCUGACUCUUCCGACUCUAAAUAAUUUAUGUAUAUCAGCUAGUAUAAUAAACGAAAAAUAAAUAGUAUGUGCAAAAAUAUAAGUAUAUGUAGAGUUAUAAAUUUGGGUGUUCAGACGAAUUUGAGAAAUACAAGUAUGAUUAUGUUAUUCGAACAUAUUUGAUAUUAUAAGAAAAGCCACAAGUAUAUACAAAACUUUGACAUGUCCAUGAAACAUCUCCAAUUUAUUUGCCUGCAUUCACAGGAGUUGCAACAGCAAGAAGGGCAAUCUUCUUAUGGGCAGUAAUUUCAACACUUUCACUCAUAUCCAAAUUUUCACCAUCUGUUCCACCAGGCAACAUCCAAUCGAACUUGUGCAUAAGGUUUGCUAAUACAAGCUCAUUAACAGCGAUAGCAAAUGUAAUCUCGGGGCAUAUCCUUCUACCUGCUCCAAACGGAAUGAAUUGGAAGUCUUGGCCUCUAAAAUCUAUUGGAGAAUUCAAAAACCUCUCGGGAAUAAACUUGUCAGGCUUGUCCCAUGUAGCAGGAUCCCUAUGAAUCGCCCAUGUAUUGAUGAAAACACCUACACCUACUGGUCUAUCAUAUCCUUUUAUUUUUAUGUCAUGUAUUGAUUGUCGA
Molecule: messenger RNA, 2307 nt
Organism: Amaranthus tricolor (Joseph's coat)
Lineage: Eukaryota; Viridiplantae; Streptophyta; Magnoliopsida; Caryophyllales; Amaranthaceae
Product: cytochrome P450 736A117-like
Exons: 2
Coding region: 86-1642 (518 amino acids)
Molecular function (GO): heme binding; monooxygenase activity; oxidoreductase activity, acting on paired donors, with incorporation or reduction of molecular oxygen
Source: RefSeq, a predicted model, not a curated record